Molecule: messenger RNA, 785 nt
Organism: Rotaria socialis
Lineage: Eukaryota; Metazoa; Rotifera; Eurotatoria; Philodinida; Philodinidae
Source: the annotation of a GenBank genome assembly
CCGUAACUACGCGUAACUGCGAUUUUUUCAUCGUAGUUGCGCGUAACUACGUCGCAAUUUUCCGCAAUUACGGGUCACAGUGCGAUCGCAGUUACGGCGUAACUGCGCCGCAGUUUCAUCGCAAUGAAACACAUGGGAUACUUCAUCUAUACAUUGAUGACUUUGUGAUAAUUUAUCUUGAUGAUAUUUUAAUUUACAGUAAAAAUGAACGUGAACAUCUGAAUCAUAUUAAAUUAAUUUUACAAUUGUUACGUGAUAAUCAAUUAUAUGUUAAUAAAGAAAAAUGUGAAUUUGGUGUCGAUCAGCUAAAUUUUCUUGGUCAUGUUGUCACAUCGAAUGGUAUCAAAGUCGAUGAAAAUAAAGUUAUUGUUGUAAAGAAUUGGCCAAUACCAAGUAAUGCAACGAAUGUACGAUCUUUCCUUGGUGCGGCAGAACAUGCAGCAUUUAUCACAUUAAAAGAAACAUUAUUAACAGCACCGGUCCUACGUCUACCUGAUUUUAAUUUAACAUUCAUCGUAGUUGCUGAUGCUUCUAUUAUUGCUGUUGGGGAUGUAUUAAUACAGGAUGAUGGUGAUGGUGAACGACCAAUAACUUAUGAAUCACGUAAAUUAAAUGAUGCCGAAUCUCGUUAUCCAGUACACGAGCAAGAAUUAUUGGCUAUUAUUAUUUGUUUGCGUACUUGGAAGUGUUAUCUUGAAGGUAUGACAUUCAUUAUACGUACAGAUCAUAAAUCAUUACAACAUAUAUCAAAACAAAAGCAUCUGUCACGUCGAAUGGUUCGUUAG